Acanthopagrus latus (yellowfin seabream) is the source of this 4015-nucleotide messenger RNA. RefSeq names its product CBFA2/RUNX1 partner transcriptional co-repressor 2 (gene cbfa2t2). Lineage: Eukaryota; Metazoa; Chordata; Actinopteri; Spariformes; Sparidae. Gene Ontology annotation, molecular function: transcription corepressor activity. The record is from RefSeq and is a predicted model, not a curated record. Gene Ontology annotation, biological process: negative regulation of DNA-templated transcription; DNA-templated transcription. The transcript has 13 exons. The coding region runs from base 658 to 2493 and encodes 611 amino acids. Gene Ontology annotation, cellular component: nucleus.
CGUUAUUACAAGCUAACGUCUCGCAGCAGUAGCUUAAUGACAUCUCCAGUGACUCUGGCGGACCGAAAUGGUUCCCCCCGUUGAGGUGAGGCACUGCUUGGGAUAAUCACAGCUGUCAGUUUUUCCUCUGAGUAAACUACAGCCCCGAAGUGUGUUGCGCGAGCUGACGUGAGCACCCUGCAGCCUCAGGAGAAUUAACCAGGCGUCUGCCACCUGACCCCAUUGACUCUGACCAUCCUGGGCUCAGCUGAUACGCGUGCCGUGUGGCCCUGACAUGAGGAGGACAAAAAAAAGCUGUAGGAGUGGGAGGAGGCAGAGGACAGAAGGACCAGCAGGCAAUGAAUGAUUAUGAUGACUAGGGCCAUCUUGCUGGCCUCAGCAGCACCCUCCCCCCCCCCACCCAGCAGAAGCCCUGGCCUUGGCCCUGGCUCCCACAUGGACUAGUGAUCUGGCUCAGGUCGGUGUGGGUCGGCGUGGGUGAAGUGUCACCACCAGGCAGGGUCUGGCCUGUCAGCUGUUCAGGAUGACAGGAGGAGAGGAGAGGGGAAGAGAACAGAGAUGUGUUUGCAUCCCGUGUCGCAGUGAAGCUGAAGGACUGUAAAGCAGCCAUCAUUCUGCCAGGAAGAAGAAGAAGAAAACUAACCAACGCGGAGAGCAAUGGUCGGAAUGCCGAGUGUUUUGAACUACAGUAGAGAGAAGAAGAGUCCUGCCAUGCCCGGUUCUCCUGUGGAUGCUAAGACUCAUUCCAGAUCCGCCCCCAGCAGCAGCGUCAGCUCCACUAUGCCACCCCUGCCUUCUGUCAACCCCAGCGGCCCUCGCCCGGGCUCCUUCUCCACCACAGCAUUGACCAACGGGAAUCAUCAUUCCCCACCGACCCUGAACGCAGUGCCAUCUCCGCCGCAGCGUUACAGCAACGGACCGUCCUCUUCCUCUUCCUCGUCGCUGGCGAACCAGCAGCUGCCGGCCACCUGUGGGGCUCGCCAGCUGAGCAAGCUGAAACGUUUCCUGACCACGCUGCAGCAGUUUGGGAACGACAUCUCUCCUGAGAUUGGAGACAGCGUCCGAAGCCUUGUUCUGGCCCUCGUGAAUUCGACAGUUACCAUUGAGGAGUUCCAUUCACGGCUUCAGGAGGCCACCAACUUCCCCUUACGGCCCUUUGUUAUCCCCUUCCUCAAGGCAAACUUGCCACUUCUCCAGAGGGAGCUGCUCCACUGUGCACGGGCAGCCAAGCAGACCCCGGCCCAGUACCUGUCCCAGCAUGAGCAUCUCCUGCUGAGCACCACCAUGGCCUCCUCGCCAGACUCCUCGGAGCUGCUGAUGGAGCCCCCCGAAGUUGGCACCAAGAGACACAGCCCCAGCAGAACUAAAGAAAAUGGCUUCCACGAACGUCCACCUGUAGCGCUGGAGCCCGCCGCAAAGCGAAUCUGCACCAUCAGUCCCGCUCCCCGACACAGCCCCGCCCACCCGCUGCCCCUCAGCACCCAGCUUCACCCGACCCCCCCGCCCCUGCAGCACUACGCCCUGGACGACAUCGCAGCACCGCACAUCCUGCACCGCGAGCACAGUCAGCGCAUGCUGGAGAUCCGCGAACUCAAAGACAGGCCCAGACUCCCCGGCACUAACGGAGGCUACCGCGAGGAGCCAGUGGACCACAGACUGACAGACCGAGAGUGGGCUGAUGAAUGGAGGCAUCUGGACCAUGUGUUGAACUGCAUUGUGGACAUGGUGGAAAAGACACGGAGGUCAGUGAGCGUGCUCAGACGGUGCCAGGAGUCAGAUCGCGAGGAGCUCAACUACUGGAGGCGGCGUUCGAGCGAGCAGGAGGACCCACGCAAAGGAGGCUCCGGCUCCGCUCCCUUCUCGAAGACACACAGCCCCCACUCUGCAGAGACGGACUCCCAGCGCGAGUUUGCACCACGGCCAGGCUCAGCAUACGUUACAGAUGAGAUCUGGAGGAAAGCUGAAGAGGCGGUGAACGAGGUGAAGCGACAGGCCAUGGACGAGGUCCAGAAAGCGGUGGCGGAGGCUGAACAGAAGGCUUUUGAGAUGAUUGCUGCAGAGAGGGCAAAGAUGGAAAAGACUCUGGCUGAGGCGAAGAGGAAGGCGCAAGAGGACGCCAUCCAGGUCAUCAAUGAACAGGAGGAUUCCAGUGAGUGUUGCUGGAACUGCGGCCGCAAAGCCAGCGAGACGUGCAGCGGCUGCAACGCCGCUCGCUACUGCGGCUCCUUCUGCCAGCACAAAGACUGGGAGAGGCACCACCUCAUUUGCAGCCCAGGACUUCAGGCUCAACCCAAACCGGUUUCCGCCAUCACUGUGAGCAGGGCGGCGGCUGCAGCCGCCGCUGCCGGGGUCUCUCCAGUCGGUCUGGCUGGGGUCAAGGCCCCUGAAAGUGUGCCCUCAGUCUCCAGUCCUGGUGGAGAGAAGGCAUCAGUCGCUUCUCGCUCCUCCACCCCUUCCACCCCCGCCUCGGCCCCCGAGACCAACGGACACUGAGGCCGCAAGCGGCGAAACGCGUCACAUGCCCUCCUCUUUGACUGGGGAAGAACUGAAUCAGCGGCAAGAGGGAACUAUUCGAGGGUUAAGUUAGGAUAACGGAUUUUUCAUCAUACUCCUUCUGGCAGAUAAAAAAGGACAGAUUAUGGAUCACUGUUUGAGUGAUAUGUCAACUGGGACUUUGGCUUUGGCAUCGAACAGAAGGACUCAUCUCGAAUGCAUCUAUUGGAUGAACAGAUCUCCCUAACAGAUGGAAACGUGUUUGCCUUCAUCCAAAAAAAACCCAAAUCUUGGAUCUGCGAGGGGCAGGAAAGAGAGAGAAAAAAACAAAAAAAACCUGACGAUUGAUGCGAGUUCAUCACGGGCUGCGGGGAGGAAGUUAUGAGAAGAGACGGAGGAGAUUAAAAAACAAUGACAUGUAAAGACGUUUCCCCCCCCAAACGCGCCCUCGAACCGCUAUUCUGACUUUGUUGUGUAUAAAUUUAAAAAUAAGGGAAGUGGUGGUGGAAAAUGUAAACCGUGUAAUAGUACCAGCCAUAAAGCAUCUGUGUUCGUCCUGUAGGAGCAAUCUGACAGUCGUCUCCGCAGCUCUCCUGUACACAUGAAUAUACGCUCGCCAACACUUCCUGUCAGGUUUCUCAUAUGUGUGAAUGCGUGUGUGUCAAGCGGUCGUGCCACGUCGGUGAAUAUUGUACAGCAUAUGAUUACUUCUGUCAGAGCAAUAUUAAAGUGUGUUAAAAGUGUUUUCAGGUAUCUCAAGCUGUUUCUGCAUCACCAAAGUUUUCAGUCGCUAAAGAGAGAGAGAGAGAGAUAGAGAGAGAGGUUUUCAUUGCCUGCAGCUGUCUUUUGUGAACAAGAAGAUGAAUAUACACUAACCCAGCAGCAUCAUAUCUACUUUUAUAACAAGCUUAAACAGAAACUCUGGUCACUAUUUUCCAUUUCUGAUCCUUAGACAUGUCAAAAACAGAGAGAGAGGGGUGAUGGUGAUUGGGUCGAGGACUCGCAGGAAGAUGCAGUUGAGACUUUAUUCCGGUUGCGGUUUGUUUUGGCACUUGUUCACGUCACCCGUUUGCGUAUGGCAGGGUCAGGCGUUGCUCCAAAUCUUCCCCUCCGUGGCAAUGUUUGCAUCAGGAGCAGAGGUCGUGACGGCCUCGCCCUCGGUGCUUACCUUGACGUGGUUGUGGCUUUUUCGAGCAGCAUCUCUGUCCCCACAGAGUAUCUCAGGAGCUAAACUGUAUUUGUAUGUACAGAUCAGUCCGUUCUUUUUUUUUUUUUUCCUUCUGUCGCCAUUAGGUUAACGUCAAAAGUUUAGUGAGGAUUUAUCUACUCUGCUGUUACAACUGAGACAUUGUUUCAUUCCGUUGUAAGACGACUUUGUAAAGAAUAUGAGAGAAUGCCUUUAUUUUGUGAGCCACAACUUUUCUUCGUUCUUUCAACGCGAUUCUUUUGUUAUGAGGCGCAACUUCAUAUGGAAAAAAAAAAGAUCUUGACAUGAAGUAUGAAAUAAAGAAAUAGAAUUGCU